Molecule: messenger RNA, 4102 nt
Organism: Scomber scombrus (Atlantic mackerel)
Lineage: Eukaryota; Metazoa; Chordata; Actinopteri; Scombriformes; Scombridae
Product: P2Y purinoceptor 3
Exons: 4
Coding region: 175-1302 (375 amino acids)
Biological process (GO): phospholipase C-activating G protein-coupled receptor signaling pathway; cellular response to pyrimidine ribonucleotide
Cellular component (GO): plasma membrane
Molecular function (GO): G protein-coupled ADP receptor activity; G protein-coupled UDP receptor activity; G protein-coupled UTP receptor activity
Source: RefSeq, a predicted model, not a curated record
AAGGAGUGUAUGCAGCUGACAGAGCUACUUCACAGCAGGCUAAGCAGCUCUUUGUUAUUCCAGAGAAGAGGAGGAGAGGAGAAGGGAGAACAGGACGAGUCUUGUGCCAUGGCAGAGUCGCCAACUUCUUGAUUUUGCCACUGAAUUAUAUUGCUGUUAGUCAAGAAUGUGAAGAUGCCACAUACUCUCGACUCCUUCCCUACGGAAGCUCUCAUCACGAAACCCUUUUUCUCAGACUUCUUCGAUACCAGCGUCCAGCUCGCAGAGCCGAACACAGCAGACGCUUUACUCCCCAGCAUUAGCAACAUCAGCAGCAUCAGCAACAUCAGCAACAUCAGCGGGCUGGGUGCCCUUCGCUGCACCUACAAGGAGGACUUCAAACGUAUCUUACUCCCUGCUGUGUAUACCAUUGUAUUCCUGCUUGGCCUUCCUCUUAAUGCUGCUGUCAUACUGAAGAUAUGGAAGACGCGGCCCAACCUGUCGCGCAGCAACAUCUAUAUGCUCAACUUGGCCAUAGCCGACUUCCUGUAUGUGAUGUCGCUUCCCUUGCUCAUCUACAACUAUGGCAUGCGCGACUACUGGCCCUUUGGGGAUUUUGCCUGUAAACUUGUCAGGUUUCAAUUUUACAGUAAUCUUCAUGGCAGUAUCCUCUUCCUCACCUGCAUCAGUGUUCAGCGCUAUGUGGGCAUUUGCCAUCCUCUCGCAAUGUGGCACAAGAAUGGUGGGCGAAGGAUGGCGUGGUCAAUCUGCGGAGGUGUAUGGCUGGUGGUCGUGGUCCUCUGCGCUCCAACGUUUCACUUCGCUGCGACGGGAAUCCAGCGAAACCGCACAGUGUGUUACGAUUUAAGUCCGCCUAAUCUUUCUGUGGACUACUACCCCUACGGCAUGGCUUUGACCUGCCUCGGCUUCCUGUUGCCUUUUAUGGGUGUGAUGGUGUGCUACUGCAGGAUGGCCCACAUCCUCUGCCGCCCGGUGGUCUACCAGGGUGUCACCAUAGCGACUGGGGAGAAAAGGGAACAGGCAGUGAGGAUGAUCAUCGUGGUGGCGACAGUUUUCUGCAUAAGUUUUCUGCCAUUUCACCUCACCAAGACCAUGUACCUGGUGGUGCGCACGCUGCCUGGCGCACCCUGCGAGAUGAGGAACUUGUUCUCAAUCAUCUACAAGUGCACCAGGCCAUUUGCCAGCAUGAACAGCUUUCUGGAUCCUAUUCUGUUCUACUUCACACAGCCACGCUACCGGAAGAGCACCCGAAGAUUUAUGCUCAAAGUCACCACCCGCAGGGACAAAGGUACCAGUGUGUGAGCCAGCAAGAAUCUUCUACACUGCAACAGUAUUUCUCAAAGCCUUGUUGCUGCACCAGUGGUGGACCUCAUAAUGCUGCGUAGUGAUAGAUGAAUUUGUUGCUGAUGCCUUUCAGGUUUGUCCCUACUAUUCACUGCAAGAGGUAAAAAAAAACUGAGAGGCAUUGGCAUCAGAAAGCCUACUGAAAUGCUGCGUGAAAGCUGUUAUCUUGUUAUAUGAAAAGUAAACAAAGACUGCGAAAAUUAGGAAGGAGAAAUAUCCCAAACUGAAAUGAAAAUCAACUUUCUUCUACUUGAAUUAUCUUGAAUUGGCAUUAACUAUCACAGACUAUGGGUGUAAUUUAUAUCAAGGGAAUUCAGGCAUUUUAGGCACUGUAUGUGGCUAUUAACACUGUUAACGCUGAUGAUACCGUCAGAGGACCAGGGCUUUCUAACAUAUUCUGCAUUGUCCGUUUUAUCUGAUAAAUGGUAAUUUCAGUUAAAUUUGUGCACUGGGUAAUAAUGUAGGAGCUUCCCCUCAACUCACUCCCCCUUUUUUGUAAAUACAUUUUUUUCAUUUGUUCUCUGUCAUUAAGCACUGUGAACUGUACAGUAAAAUGUAAUGCUGUACAAUAAGGUCUCCAUGGUCUAUGUUGACGUAUAUGCAUGUAAGAUCAUUAUAAAUGACCUUAUGUGUGAUAUGGAAGUGGAGACAUUCAGGAGUGAAAGAGGGGACAGGAUGCUUUAUGGGAUAAAAUACCCUAUGGUACUAAGUCAUGUAAAAUUAGUUCUUGUGCUUGGGUUGCAAAAACAUGGCAGUGGAUGUAGUAAGAACAAGACUGAAACUGAAAAAAAUAUGUGCCUUUUUAUAUUAUACUUUCAUCAUAUGAAGGUUUAUGCUGAUUUUCUUCCCCCCUCUAAAAAAGUCAGACUAUAUUUUUUUUUUAACUUCCUUUCCCAGCCACAGGGCUUGUUAUUGCAUGUUCACCGAUGGAUGGUGUGUGCACGACAACUAUCCUCGCUGUGCUGAAGUGCUGGCUCUGCUUUUUCGAACAAAAAUGUGUUUUUAAUAACAGUAUCCAGAAAGGAUUACAACUCAACCACUGCAAUUAAAGACAAACAGGUGCCAGCAAAACUGAGAAGUAAUCCUGCUCUUACCAUGCAAAAAUAGCCCACAAGUUUCCCCCACAUCUGUAAAAUCUUAAUUUAAAGGUUUGUGCCAAUGUUAAUAUAUAUUUUUUUAUAUCAAAAUCCUUAUCAGAUGCAGUUGAUUUAGAAGGAAGGAGAAAUGCAAUUUGCAGACCUUAGGGCAGGAUCUAAAUUAAGGCUUGUCUUUCUGUGAGUGUGUGAACCCUUCUCAAGAAAUUUCAGAUUUUUUUCCACCUCUGUUUAUACAAGUGUAGUGUUAUACAGAAUAGAAAAUACUGUAACUAAUAGAGAGUACAGACAUCAGUGAGAAGGGACUGUGUACUCGUUUAAGGUACUCUAUGAACUGUACAUAUGUAAUGUUGUACUUUGUAUAAUAUGGUCGAUAUUGUGGCUUCUACAUGAUAAAAAACUUGUUAUAUAUUGUCCGAUGAAGUGACAGAAUAUAUUAAAUACCGGAUAUUUUUGAAAGCCUGCUGAAAGUAAAAAGUGAAUAUUUUAUGACUGUGACAUCAACUUUAACAGAUUUUAAAAUAACUCUUAAUAUCUCUUAACUUGAUCCUAAAGACCGUCUAUUCAAUAGAAAAAAAAUCCUGGUCAACUUUUUUCUGCUGUUUCUUAUUGAGGUAUACCAAGUAACUGAGUUACUGAGUUUUUGAUUUUGUACAUGUAAUGUUCAUGAAAUGGACACAGAAUGCCAAAGGGCCUUGUGUUUUCAGUCUGCAUCUAGUUGUUGUUAAUGUUAAUUUAACAAAAAUCUCACUUGAAUGUCGUCCUGGUAGUAAUGUUUAAUUUUGCGUUGUCAUCCUUGUGACACAUAAUGAUGCUGUGUUUGGUUCAGAUUUCUAUCUUUUCAGCAUUGAGUCCUUAUCACUGUUUGAAAUGUGCUCCAUGACGUCUUGACGCUGCUGAAGUCUUAUAAGUAGAUGUACGAUUAAUGCAUUGAAAUAUAAAGGUAACUGUGUCAUUUAACUGAUACACAACAUAAAUUAAUUCUCAUACUAAGUUUGCCUGAGAUGGUUAAUUUAAUGCCAAAUAUAUUAACUGAUAAACUUGUGUCUCUUAGUCCACAACUUAGACCAGAGUCCAUAUGGAUUUCACUGAUUUUAAAAUGUAACAUCUAAAUCAUGCUGAAAUUACUAAAUGAAUCCACAGCUUUACAACAUAAAAAUCUGCUGAGUGAAAAGCUUGCAACAAUAAUGAGUUUGCACUUAUAAGAGGGAAAACUAUGUAUAUUGGUUUAAUGUGAAUAUUCAAUUUUGAUCACAAUGUCAGGUCAUGUGCUUAAAGAUGUUAGGAACGUCUUAAUGUAUGUGUGAGUGUAUGUGCAGUAUGCAUAAUAAGUAAUGUGGUAAAUUGUACUGUAUGUUAAGCUUCAACAAAAAGAAGCGUUUAUGUGUUGUUGUUUUUGUCUAUGUGUGGGUGCUUGUUUUAGACAUUUCAGAGGUCUGUGUACUGUGCCAAUCAGUAUUAUUUAGAAGAAUUCUUAUUUUUGUAAAAUACUGUAACAUGGAGUAGUAUCAGAUAUAGAAUUAUAUUUUUGUUACAUAAUUAUGUUAAUGAAAAAGUAACUUUUAUGUUCUCUUUAUUUUUGUUGUUUUUAAUUGUACAGCUCUCUUGUGUUGUCUGUGAAAAUGUCAUAAUGUAAAACUAAUAGUGAUUAAAAAAAGUCUUGC